Molecule: messenger RNA, 4642 nt
Organism: Poeciliopsis prolifica (blackstripe livebearer)
Lineage: Eukaryota; Metazoa; Chordata; Actinopteri; Cyprinodontiformes; Poeciliidae
Gene: tmem200b
Product: transmembrane protein 200B
Exons: 2
Coding region: 927-2195 (422 amino acids)
Source: RefSeq, a predicted model, not a curated record
CGCAAAUUCAUACUGAUGAUGUCUCUAAUUUGUUUAUAAUUCUCAACACAUUUUGUGUUUUUCAAUUAUUUUCUCAAGACAAUCUAGAGCAGCUCUGAUAGGUUCUGCUUUCAGAACGCUUGCUGCAUUUUCAAUGAGCCUAACGCUGCAAACCUGAUUUCGAAAAUGUGAACAGAAUCAGGAAUGUUGUUGAGUUGACUGCCGGAUCAUGCAGAAACAAACGGCUGCAGGCUCUGAGUGGAGCGGGAGGCAGGGAGGGGCAGCGCUCUGCGGGGCACAGCGAUCUGCGGGGCACAGCGAUCUGCGGGGCACAGCGAUCUGCGGGGCACAGCGAUCUGCGGGGCACAGCGAUCUGCGGGGCACAGCGAUCUGCGGGGCACAGCGAUCUGCGGGGCACAGCGAUCUGCGGGGCACAGCGAUCUGCGGGGCACAGCGAUCUGCGGGGCACAGCGAUCUGCGGGGCACAGCGAGCUGCGGGGCACAGCGAGCUGCCAGACACGGUGCUUUGUCCUUCACUCCCACACCGAUCAGGAUGGAUUGGCAUACGGGCAACAGUUGGAAUGACUUUAGCCUGGGCUUUACGUAUCGCCACUGAUUUAUCAGUUCAGAUCGAAGAGGGGCACCCAAGUUUUCUCAAGUGACCGGCUGCUAAUUGAAUCGAUCAUAAUUUCUGAAAGAGAAUUUUGUAUUUUAUCAUCAGGCAGAGUGAGAACUGCAGUCAGAUCAACUCGCUUGCCGAGGACUGCGCCGGAUUGACGCUGCGUUGGUUGGGCAGCUGGAGGCUGAAGUCCGGGAUGCUGCAACCCGGACAGACUGGGAAUCCUGCUCGGUCUCUAACAUCCCAGCACAGCACGUCGCGGUACGACAGCCUGAGAUUGCUGAUCGCCAAGGCUUCUGGCAGAGUUUAAGCAGGACGAAACUGUGCCAUGAAGACUGAGAUGUGGAGAGGCAUUAGACCACCAUCUCCUUCCUGCAGACGGAAGUCGCGUUUCUGUCUACGAGGCAGAAUGAAGAAGGACAGGGUGAUUCAAGGCAAGCUUCGCAUCCGCUCUAUGCCCGGAGCAUUCCUGGUUCUGGGGGUUAUUGUUGUAGCUGUUGGCACUGCUCUGGCUGUAGCUGGUUACUGGCCCUAUCGGUUUUCAAGGUCAUCGAUGGUAGAAGAUACAGAACCGGAAAGCAUUUCGGAUCCGCAGCCAUCCAGUUGGAGCCUGGGUACCAAGGGGCUCUUUUCUCCUGGCAGUCUCCUCCAUGGUGACCGCAUGAAGCUCCUGGGGCCAGUAAUCAUGGGAGUCGGACUAUUCAUCCUGAUAUGUGCAAACACUGUCCUAUAUGAAAAUAGAGAUAGAGAGUCUCAGAUGCUGCUAGCUCAGAUGCACAAUGUUAUCUGCUCUGUAUCAGCAGCUGUGCCCUCUGCAGGCCUCAGAGACUUGGCAGUAGCUAACUCUAUGACCAAACACUAUCAGUGGGUAAGCAGUCUGCCUGCUGCUCAUCUCAAUAUUAUGUGUCUGCAGCAGCUGGCAUGCUCUGAGCCCCUACUGCAGACCACCUAUAUCAGGGAUUCACAUCCAGAGGAGGGCGAUGUAGAAGGCAUCUACCAGCAAACAGACCUGAAGACAGAAGCUCUGACUCAUCACAAAGAGUCAGAGCCUGGACCCUCACCCCCUUCAACCUUGUGUAAGUUAUGUGAUCACUGCCAGGUAGACAGUAAUUCACAGACAGGGGAAGAACUGUGGAGCAAACACUGUUUCAGUUUACCGACUGCCCCACUCCUCAAGCUUAAUUUCUGCCUUGUGUCUGCUAGUUCCAUGUCCAAUCUUAAGCUGGAAGAAGUGGAUUUUCCAGCUGCCCAACACAGGCGUUGUCAGAGUAUGAGCUACAGGACUAAGCCUAACAAAGCCCAAAUUGGGCUGCACUUUGAGAAGGAACUCUUCCCAUUCAAAAAGAACAUUCAGACAAAUCAGCUCCAAAUCAAUAACAACGAAAUAAGUUCCCAGGCUUGUGUCAGGAUCCCUGUAGAGACGACAGAUGCAGAAGAGGAUCAAACCGGUGGAAGCUGGCCUCGACUAGAACUGGGAAGUGGGAGACGAUACCUGAAACUGGAGAACAAAGAGGACUCUGUGGACAAACUCCUGGACCAGUUGGAGCAUCAGUGUUCCUACUGGGAUAAGAGUUUUGGCUCUGGGCCAUUCCAGUGACAGAUGAUGGACUAAAAAAUACCUGAAAAAUAAUUAAAUAAAAUAUUUUUCUAUUUUCAAUCUUAAAAUAUUUGGAAUUAGAUAACAAAUGAUGUUAUACAAUAUAGACUAAAUUAUUUACCAGCAGAAUUUCCAAAAAUUACUUUGUUGGUGAAGUGUUGAAGAGCAACUAUGACUUUUUAAUUUGGAUGGAAGUAGUUGAAGCUUUACAUUUUUAAAGAGAAGAAGCAUCACAAAGUGCUUGCUGAAGAAAAGUGGAGAUAUUGCUUGCCUUUUCAGUUUGGUUUGGUAGUAAAACCCAUUCGUUUCUUGCCAAAUGGAUGGGUUUAUUUCCCAUACAAAAAUUGUGCACCGGUGUAAUGACACACAGUAGAGUUACUUCUCUAUAAACAUUUCUGAACCAAUUUAUCAGGGCUCAUGAGGCCAUAAAGUGCUGACAGCUCUCAAAAAAAUGGAACUGCUAUAUAAAAUGGGACAUCUUUUCUUAUGUCUCUAAUGACAAAUGCAAUGCAUGUUACAAUAGAACACAUAUGCAAACUAAAUGUCAAUGAAAUGUUGUUCUGCUAUUUGUCCAAAAUAAUUGUAACCUUUUCUACAACUUGGAUCUUAUUUUCUUGUUUGGCAAAUAUUUGUAUUGGUUCUGAUUACACUAUUUUAUCGUUUUUGUCCUCCCUUAAUGCCAGUUCACGUGGCAUAUUGUGACGUCAAUGUUUUAACUUUGAGCUACUCUUCCAAGUAUGCACUCAUAAUGUAGUUUCCUUGUAACAUGCACUUUGUGAAACUUAGCAUUUUCAACACAUCCAGUAAAAGGUGGGAUCUAAGUUCUUUAAGUCAGUGGUCCCCAACCUAGCCUAGUUGGUUGGUUAGGGGUCUCCAGGCUUAAAAUAACACACUGUUGAAACAGAAACUAUUUAAACACAUUUUAACAUCUGUAGACUUUGAGAGCCACUUUAUGAAACAUGCAUAUCUUUUGUUUUAUUUUUACUUCAGUGAAGUUACGCAACUCCCCUGACCAAACAUACUUCACUGAAGGUAUGUUUUUAGUGAAUGCAUGGUAUAUUUUUACCUCUGUUAAUGGUCACGUUUUCAUGUCCUGUACACAUUGAAAAAAGUUCUGUUUUUGAUUUUUUUUUUCAAAAGUAACUUUUAACAUAAUCUAAUGUUUACUUUUGCUGUAGAGUCAACUGUAGACAAGACAGUUGUUCUAGAGGUUCAAUCUAGAUCAUAUGUGUCAAACUCAAGGCCCGGGGGCUGAAUCCUGCCCGCUGUAGCUUUUCAUGUGGCCCCUAGACUCCAAAUUACAUCAAUAAGUCCUUCCAGUUUUUAACAAAUCUGCAAAAUUCCCACAAAAUCAACAGAUUCUCCAAUUUAUUUUUCAUAUGUUACAGUAAAUUUUUUCAAAAUUGGCCAGAAACAUGGAGUUUAAGUGACAGCUGCCUUGUCUAACUUGAUAUGAAGUUUUAGUGUGUAACUGAUACGGCGAGUAACAAAAAGUCACUUUUAACACAUUAGAGCAAAUAUCACAAAAAAUUCUUACAAACAUCUCUAAAUUGGCACCACAAAAUCUAUAAUGUGAUUGCAAAAUAACCCAAAACACUGAAACAAAAAACAACAAUCACAAAAUCUUGGAGGAACAUCUCCGUAUUUAUUGAUAAUUUAACUAUUUAUUUGGUUUUAUCAAUACAUUCUGGCCCAACCAGCCCUUAAGAACAUUCAAAUUUUUGAUGUGGCCCAAAAUGAAAAUGAAUUUGACAGCCCUGAUCUAGAGUUUUUAUGAAUGCUAUAUGGCUUAUUGUGCAACACCUUCAGCUUUAACAUUCACUGUUAACAUUGGAAACUAGAUGGAAAUGAGUAACAGUGUUAAGCACUUAUAUUUCCUGUGAUUAAGUAACAUAGUGCCUCAUCCUGUGAUUAACAUUGUUGUUAAGAUCCAAAGUUUUUAAAUAAGACCCAAGUCGUAAAAAGACAACCAUUUUUGUGCCAUCAGUAUUUUCUUAUUAUUAACAUGAAUGGUUUUUAAUUGAUUGUGAGUGUGUCUGUGUUUAUGUGGUCACCACACUCACAGACAUCCUUUACUUUCUCAGCCCUUGAUCUCAUCCUCUGAUUUCAAAGGAAGAUUGGUUCACAAGUCCACCUGGAUCUUGGGUAAUUCUUAAUGUCUGGGUGAGUUCCAGCAUUCUGCCUUUCAUGUUUCAGUGUUUGUGCUAUUUGUUGUAUUAUAUCAAACUCUUAAAUGUAUGCCAAGCAAUAUGAUCAAUCUGACAGAACAGUCAAUAGUAGUGUUUUGCCUUGUGUACGUAGCAGGUUUAAAUGUUAUGUUGCUAAUAUUAAACGUUCAGUUAGUAGGAGAUUUAAAAAAAAAAAAUAGCACUCUACAUGUCAAGACAGAUAUCAGCUUAAAUCAGAGCUGUGCUGUUGAUGUCUCAAUUAAAACUGUCCAAAAACUG